GUUUUGAAAACAAGUCACAAAAUUGUCAGUUGUUCGCCGGACUUCGCCGGUCGCGUCCCUCAGCGCUGGUCGUAAGCACGCGAUAACUUUGAGAGAGAUUUAAAAGACUGUAUGAAAAAUGGACUUGUGAUUGUGUUAAUUGAUUUGUGCAUUGGAACUUGCCAAAAUGUGGAGCGAAAAUAGUAAACAUUGCGAGAGCAACUGCCAGUGUUCUGGAUUGAUCACAGAAAACUUCAGGAUCAACUCGGGGAAUAGUGCAACGAAACGGAAACAGGAUGAGGCUCUCACAACGAACUUCAAGAUUAAGAUGAGUCCGCAUUCGUUGAAGUUCAACUCGCCCACACACUCACCGAUAGCGUCAGCAUCCAAACGGAGAGUCCUCGGUGAACUGCAAAACUCACCGUUGUUCAGGCCAAAGGUAUCACCGGUUAUAGAACGGUUAAUGACCACACCGGUGAUGGAAAGGGUAUCACCGAUGAAGGAUAGGACAUCACCGGUAAUGGACAGGAAUGCUUGUUCGCCACUGACAAGUAGAGUAGUCAAACGGAGUUCGACGAAGAUAUCCAGGAUAUUUGAAGAACGUACAAGGUUCAAGAUGGACAAAGAGAACAUAGGGCUGAUGAGUGAGACCUUCGUGAAACUGGACGUCGAAGAGGAGACAAGGGACUGUACGUUUACUGAAAGUUUCCAAUCGACCAAAACUAGCUGGUCGUCCACUAAGCUGGACUUCACUGACGCAAUUCCAUCAAAAUCCUACGAGAUGGAGAAAGAAAUUAAGGAAGACAUUUUUGUGCCAGAAAAGGACGCAGACCUCGACUCGGACUUCCAGACGCUUCACGAUCUAGAAGAAGAAUUUGACUCUGACAACUUUGACCAGUGCACCAAGUAUGAAAUAAUCUCGACGGACAGUCCAAACAUAAUAUCAAGGGGUCGCACCACUACAUCGAGGAAAAUCAACUCCAGAAACUUCACAUUCGGAGCUCCUCUGGUCGACAGCGAACAGUCCACCUCGUUCAAUCGUCCGAACGCUACUGCCACCAGGAUGUUGAACUUCGAGGAUGAAUCCUUUGAAUUCACAUCACCGGCCGUCAAGCACUCCGCAACCGGCAGCCUCUCUGUCAAGAAAUCCCUCAAGUUCACAGAGACACCGACGAAGAAUCCUCUACGGCACGAGCCGAGCGACUCCAGCAUCGGUUCCAUGAGCUCCGUCUCAUCUCCAGCCUCGAGUCGACUCAGGAUCUUCACGUCCGAGUCUACCACUUCUAUGGAGAGUGGUUUUAUAUCAGAACUAGAGGAGCCGUUCCUCGACAUCGAGGAAGCAUCGAAUUCACCAAAAAUGGCCAACUUUAGCGAUUUACUCUCCGGACAGAUCAAAGAUAGUAUAUUAACAGAAAAAGAUUUCCAAAGGCGACCGUUACAAAGGAGUUUAAGCCUCAAUCCGGAGAGUAAGGCUCGAGUUUCUUUAUACUCCAUAUUGGAGAACCCGGAGAAGAGAUCGCAGAAGCGCUUGGAGAACACCGACGUGGAGAACGUGGUGAAUAAACGGCGCAGGACCAACGCCAAUAUCGAGAGGGUGCAGCGGCCGGUUCUACAGAGGGCAUUCUCGGAGAAUAACGCUUCAAUUAUGUCAGCUUUGGCGAGAUCGGUGGUGGAGCCGGACCUGAUCGGCGACUUCUCGGUGCCGUUCGCGCUGCCGCUGACCAGCGGUGAUCACUCGGACCUCAAGUCGAUCUCGUGCGACACCCUCGCGGCGCUGCUCAGGGGGGAUUUCGACGACUGCAUCAGCGAAUACCAGGUGAUCGACUGCCGCUACCCGUACGAGUUCGAGGGCGGCCACAUCCUGGGCGCGGUGAACCUGUACACGCCGGCGCAGAUCCUGACGCUGGUCAACAAGCCGCUGCAGCCGCGGGACACCAACUCGAAGAGGAGCAUACUGGUGUUCCACUGCGAAUUCUCGCUGGAGCGAGGACCCAAGCUAUCCCGUUUCCUGCGCUCGUCGGACCGCGCCAAGAACAUGGAGCACUACCCGUCGCUGCACUACCCGGAGGUGUACCUGCUGCACGAGGGCUACCGCUCGUUCUACCGCCGCCACCCGCGGCUGUGCACGCCCGAGGGCUACACCGCCAUGCUGGACCCCAGGCACAAGCAGCUGCUCAGGCAGCACCGCUCCACGCCCGCCAACACCAGGUUACAUCGGCUCCUGUGACGCGGUUUUCCGACGCGCGCUGAAAAAACGCGCGGUUUUCCGACGCGCGCUGAAAAAACGCGCGGUUUUCCGACGCGCGCUGAAAAAACGCGCGGUUUUCCGACGCGCGUUUUUUUAACGCAACCUCAGAGGUGAAAUGUUUAUGGGUUCAAAACUGAAUCUGCGUUGCACAGGUGCUAUUCGGCGUCCUUAGAUUUUUAAUAACGAUGGGCGUUAGUGAAUUAUGUAUUGUAUAGAACGACCUCAGUAUUAUGUGUCUCGCGUGAGGUUCCAAGUUCGAUUCUCAGGCGAAGUCCUCUAAUUUGGCUAGUGAUUAAAGUGUGAGCUGGUCGUCACUGAGUUGGCCGUUCUCCGGCUGUAUAUUGGUUGUCGAAACGCAAUAAACUAUUUUAACGCCUCUAUUCCCUUCUGGGGUGGACUGUACGCGAAAUUUUAUUAUCCAACUGCAGUUUAUAGUUCAGAGAGGUAUUGUACUAUAUAUAUAUAUAUAUAUAUAUAUAUAUAUAUAUAUAUGAUCCUAUAAAUAUGAACGCAAUGUACCUCUCAAAGAAAAAUACAUAAAAAUUUUUUUGAUUAAUUAUAAUAUUUAAAUUAUGGACUGUACCCAAAUUAUGUAAACAAAAAUAAACUGAAAUUCAAUUUCCUGCCUCCCUACACAAGUAGUCGACUAACCUGUCGACAGACACGUCAUCGCCACGUCGCGCGCGAUAUAGAACGAGACAACAACGUGCGGUGUCCCUUUCUCGCGCGUGCACUGACGAAAACGUAUCUAUCGACAGGAUCAGUCUGUCAUUUGUAUAGAGUGCAAGCAUUUAUUCAAUUACACAAAUCAUGUUUAACAUAAUUUGAUUAUAUAAAUAUAUGGCUGUCUCGUUCACUCGUCACGUGUAUGAGAGAGAUAGUGUACUGAAGAAAAUGGCGCCGAAUCUAACUAUGAAGAUUCGGUCGUCGUUUUUUUUUUUAUUAUCGAACAAUCUUAGUUGAAUUUCUCAUUGUAAUGGUUCGUUCGAGAGAGAUCUGUCAAAAUUUGUGAUUCGCCAUUAAAAUAUUAGUUGAAUGUACAUUGAAAGAUGCUGAUUGAACGAUUGAAAGAACGAUUGAACGAAUGAUUGAAUGGUACGUUACAGAACUCGCCCCCCUUAAGUUGGAUUCACACUAUGGAGCCAGUCUCGGUUCGUAAAGUAGAAACCAUUUGGAGUUGGAUCACAGUUGGAACAGAACAGAGCUGCAACUGUCAUCGUCAGGGGGGAAAGGGAUUGUUAGUAAUGGAGACUGAGAAUCCCAUUGCUAGCAAUAUACCCAACCAGGUCGACCUCCUCGCAGUUCCCCUUGGAAACUAUCAUGGUUAAUUCCUGAUGAAUUCAUCACGAUGGGCUAACUGGCCUGUUUUCAUUCUCAUCUAUCACCCUUCACUGGUGCUCCGCCAGCGUAUCCCGUUAGCGCAGGCGGGGUUACCAUACCAUCUUCACCCAGCAAAAAAAACUUACAUCAUCAGCAUUAUCACUGCCUUCACCGUCCCACCACGAUAUAUCGUUGACGUGUUCUGCCCAUAUAAUAGAGGAUGAUGCCGAAAGGAACAGCCAUUAUAUCUAAUACCUCAGGAAUGGCAACGCAUGGGGGGUAUCAUGGGCGAAACAGUAUACUCUGUUAUGUCCAUGGUACUGCUCGUGUCUAUAGGCGACGUUUACCACUUACCAUCAGGUGGGCCGUCAGCUUGUUUGCCAUUCUAAGUUGUAUAAAAAAUAAUGUUUAACGCUAAUGUAGGAACAAAUUGACCUAAGUUUUUACAUAUACUUACUUGCUAUUUUCCGCGACAGUCCUCCGAGGAACUCUGCAUUAUUUCCAAAAUAUCUGUCAUUCCUAUUUUUUUAUACAACUUAGAAUGGCAAACAAGCUGACGGCCCACCUGAUGGAAAGUGGUAACCGUCGCCUAUAGACAUGAGCAGUACCGUGGACAUAACAGAGUAUGUCCAUUUUGAACAUGAUAUCUCCCCCAUGCGUUGCCAUUCCUGAGGACUGUUGGAUGAUAAUGGAAUGGUAACCCCGCCUGCGCUAUCGGUAUACGCUAGCGAGGCACCAGUGAGGGAUGAUAGGUGACGAUGAAAGCAGGUCAGUUAGCCCAUCGUGACGAAUUCCACUAGAAUUAAUCAUGAUAGGUUCCAGGGGGAACUGCGUGAAGGUCGACCUGAUAGGGUGUAUUGAUGACAAUGGGUCAGUUAGACCCCUUUACUAAUAAUCCCUUUCCCCCUGCCAGCCUGUCAGUAUGUAGAACGGUUUGACGGAGGGCCGUGAAAUUAUUUUACAACACCGAGACCGGCAUCGUAGUGUGACUCUGGCUUCAUUCGUAAAUUUAUACUUGUACUAACUUAUUUUAAAAAUUUUUGACCAUCUUUUUAAAUUGGAAAUAUACCAAAAAAAAAAAGAAAGAAACCAAUCUGUCAUAGAUAAAGUAAGUUAAUGACACGCACAGACAAAUUUUCUUUGAAUAAAGGAUAUAGAAAAGGUUUUACGUCUGAUUAAGGCGUCGAUUUAUUAGACUUUAUAUAUUAAAUUUAAAAAAAAUGUAAGAACUACCAUUUUAAGUUACGUGUAAGUAGAUGCGAGUAAGCUCGACUAGUUUCGAGUACAAUUCGCGAGUCUUAAUCAUGAGCGGCUGUGUCGCGAGUUCGAGCGUGACUGCGCACAAGUCGCUCAUGAUUAAGGGUCACGAAUUGAUCCCGAAACUAAUCAAACAUUCCUCGAUCUAAUUAAACGUAGCUUAAACUAGUAGUUUUUUUUUAUUAAAAUUUGAAGAGUGCUUACGAAAUUUUUAAUGAAAUAAAUUUAGCCUUAUUGGGUCCGAUUCUGAUGCGUCAUUUCUCUCCUAUAACAUCUCUUAAUAUUAAUUUAAUAUUAAUAUACAAGAAAAUUACUUCAUAUUGGUUUUUAAAAUAAAGAUUUCGCUGUUUUUUAAAGAUAGGUUUAGAGAAAUGAUGUAUCAGAAUCGAUUCAGUUGUCGUUUGAUGGUUUAAAAAAAAUUAUAAUUAGUCAUUUAGUAGUAUUCCUUGUGUGGUACAAUUGAGGACUCCCUCUGCUCGGAUAGCACAGAGAUGCAGCUUCGAAUACCGUCGGGUGAAGCUGAUGGGAGCUGAUAUAUAUAUUUUUUAAAAUUAUAUUUAGGAUUUUUGAUAAAUUUUUCAAUUAAAGACAACUCAACAACGAAAUAAUUGAUCGUCAACAUUAAAUAGGCUAUAAUAAUUUACAAAUUACAAUAGAAUCUCGAUUAUCCGGAUCGUAUAAAAUGAGUUAUUCCGGAUAAUGGAAAAUCCGGAUCGAGUAAAACGAGUUAUUCCGGAUAAUGGAAAAUCCGGAUCGAAUAAAACGAGUUAUUCCGGAUAAUGGAAAAUCCGGAUCGAAUAAAACGAGUUAUUCCGGAUAAUGGAAAAUCCGGAUCGAGUAAAACUAGUUAUUCCGGAUAAUGGAAAAUCCGGAUCGAAUAAAACGAGUUAUUCCGGAUAAUGGAAAAUCCGGAUAAUCGAAUUCGAAGUCAAAUCAAAUAGUGCGUGAUUAAACGUUAAUAUUUAUUAUGUAAAUGGUUUUACAUACGUUAUUUAGACUAAGAUAUAUAGAAAUUACGACAAAGAUAAUGGAUUACAUAAUAUCUAUUUAACCAAUUGAUACGUAAUACCAAUUUUAAAUUUAUAAUUCGAGUCGUGAAUACUAAGUCCGGAUAUCCAUUAUCCGGAUAUUCCAUCCAUUAUGUUCGGAUAAUGGAGAUUCUACUGUAUAUAAAAUUUUAAUAAAUUUUAUUUUUUUUUUAUAAAUAUUAAAAUAAAUAAUAAAAUUAAUGCGUGAAUUGCAAUUAAAAAGGCAAUUGUUUGAAUUAAUAAUCAAAUGUUUAAACAUUCUCGAAAAUAGAUUUAAUAUGGAAAUUCAUUCGUUCACUCGUUGAUUUUAAAAUGACUGUACUAUAGUUAUAAAUUAAUAGUUAAUUUUAAACUUUUUCAACUUAACUAUAGUAGAGAGUUUACUUUAACUUAUAAAUGGUUUAUUUCACUCAUUCAUUAACGCAUUUCGAAUAUAAAUUGGUAUAAAAAUGUAUCAUUUGUUCAUUCAUUGGAUCGUCCAUUCAAACAUACAGUACGUUAACGAAUUCCAUUCCUUAAAACUAGUGUUAGUAGGCAUUAAUACGGUCUCAGAUAUAUAUAUAUUUAUUAUAAAGAUUGUUUCUAGAAAAAAAUAUAAUUUUUUUUGAGACACUAUUAAAUAAAUAAAUAUUAUUAUAAAAGGACUGAAAAAUCAAGCAGAAAAAAACCCAUGACACUUCGACCUUCCCAUGAUCUCUCGUGCUCUCUCUUAAAGUUCGCCGCUAAUUCCUAUCAGAGAUAGGAACUUUAAGAUGUUCUCUUGUAGCUAUGUUUUUUUUAUCUCCUCAAGGUACAGAGUGCGUUUUCCAAACGAGAUAUAUCGUUUAUGUACGACUGGGCUACAGUUAGAAACUGAGCGUUGUGGCGUUUUAACUAAAACCAGUUUUAAAGAAUGGAUUUCAUUAAAUCACAGCAUGUAACUCAAUCGUUCGUUCAUUUUCAACGUUUAAGUAAAAUAUACCACAAGACAAGUCGUAUGCACUGAAAUUGUAAAUAGAAUAAAAAAAAAAACAACAUAUGCCAUACUAUUAUAAGUGUUAAGUACAAAAUAUAGAUUAAAAAUAAUACAUCCCACCUUCUCUUGUAUGCCAUUUUAGUUUUUAAAUAUGUUUUUUUUUCAAUAAUUAGUUUUAAUUUAGUGGUACGGUCGUACGGUGUGAGUUUUAACUGAAUUUACUGCGUACCGUGAGUCGAGAUCGUGUCAAAUGGGUCGACGAUGCCCGAGUAACACCAUAACCCCAUAACGUUAUGUGGAUCUUAAAAGUACAACUUGAAAAUAUGGCUUUAGACCAUUUUAUUUCAACAGUCACGCUAUGAGCACAGGCCUCGUCUAUUGCGUUUCCUAUUGGAGUGUUUUGGUAAUAGUUGCCACGAUUGGCAAGUGUUUAGCAACGGCAGUUAGGCUUUAGUGAUGUUUUAAGAGACUCUGCUGUCGAAUCCUCGAUCAGUGUGUUCUCUUACGACACCCACGCGAAAGUUAGCGGUGGCCCAUUCUAUGCCGGAACCACGAAGCUACGAGUAUAAAUACUUACAGAAGUUCUUUAUUGUUUCCUCCAAAAGAUUACAUACUCAAACUGUUUAUAAUUACUCCUCUCCAAAGGUUGCCUGCAAGAGAUCGCUCUUAGCGAUAAUGUCGCCCAUUGUUCUCUCACUGUGAUCAUUUCUUGUAAUUGUUUGUAUCUAUAAUAAGUUUACUAUUGUAAUCUUAUGGAGGAAACAAUAAAGAGUAUCUAUCUAUCUAUCUAUAUACACACGUCGACUGUACCCAUGAUUGUUCGUUUAUUUUCCAUAAUUAUGUCAUUUAGUGUACACUCCUUCAGUAAGGAGGUACUACUGUAGUGUGGCUACGAUGCAAUUGUCUGUCAAGUUUUAAUAGCAAUUGUACAUAGUUAAAUUUAAACUUUUUCGUUAUUUAUUACAAAUACAGUAUCAGGACUUAACAUGAUGACGUAUUGCAGGUAAAUAGUGCAUGUCCAGGAAUUACAUAGAAGGAAUGAUAAAAUGAAAACUGUAAAUCAUACGGUCGCCUCCUUUCUUCUAAUGUAAAUAUAAUUAGUAAAAAGAGGACGAAAGAUACACUAUCAGUUGUUGUUUUUGUCAAUUCAUAGCAGGCUAGUGUAUAGAAAAUGUUACACGGCCGUAUAACCCUACCAUAUUCAGAUGCAACCCGCUCGCGUACUGUCUACAUAAACUGUCCAAUAUAUAAUCUAGUAAUGUAACAUUUGUCAUUGACAAAUAAUUGACAUAUCAAACGUUUUCAAUACACACUAGCCUGCUAUGAAUUGAGAAAAAUGACAGCUGAUGGUGUAUCUUUCGUCCUCUUUUUACUAAUUAUAUUUGCAUAGUAAGAAAGGAGGCAAACAUAUGAUUUACCGUUUGUAUCAUUCCUUCUAUGUAAUUCCAUGUUCUUAGAUGCUAACUGCCACGUUGCCACAUUACGGUAGGGUGUGAACACUCAAGUGUCCGACAGACUGGCAACGACAUAUUGCUCGCCAGUCGCCCGUUUGUAGGACAUUGCCCUCUUCAUUUGCUUAUUCGGUAUUGCUCAUUACUUCAUUGUGACGUCAUAAGACAGUAUAUAUCGUCUGUCCAAUAAAAUUAUGUAGCAUUGAUAAUAGGCUCGAUUCUGAGGCGCUAUUUCUCCUAUCUCUUAAUCUAAUACGUUGAUUGUAUUGUAUUAAUCGUUAUCCGUCCACUGCUGGACAUAGCUACCCCAUAAAGAGGAGUUUUGCCAGUAGUGGCCACGCUUGGCGAGCGGAUUGGCAAUCACAGUUAGGCUUUGGAGAUGUUUUAAGAGGGUCGCUGCUGCCCAUCCCUCGCGCUCCCUUAGUCGCCUCUUACGACACUUCCAGGAAAGGAAUGGGUGAGCUAUUAGCUAUGCCGGGGCUUACAAGGCUUCAAGUUGAUAAUUUCACGAAAUUACUGCUUUAUGGACCAUUGUAAAGUGAAUUUAUAACAGUUUUUAUUUAAAUCUAUUUGAAAUUUAGUUCAUAUUGGUCUUUAGACUUGAUUUCUCGCUGUCAUUAACCGUUACAUACCACUGCUGGAAAUAGGUCUAUAAGGAGUAUUUUGCCAGUAGUUGCCACGCUUGGCAAGCGGGUUGGCGACCGCAAAUAUAACGCUGUAAUAAAUUUAACUGUCAGAGAUAAGUUUAAAGAAAUAUCGCCACAGAAUCGAACCUAAUACCUUAUAACAAAACAUAUAGAAAAUGACACCCAAGUUAGUACUGUAGUCUAUUAUAUCUAAUGGUAAUGUAAGGGGGGGGGGGGAUUGUUAGUGAUGGAGACUGAGAAUCCCAUUGCUAGCAAUAUACUCAACCAGGUCGACCUUCUCGCGGUUCUCCCUGGAAACUAUCAUGGUUAAUUCCUGAUGAAUUCAUCAUGAUGCGCUAAUUGGCAUGUUUUCAUUCUCAUCUAUCACCCUUCACUGGUGCUCCGCCAGCGUAUCCCGUUAGCGCAGGCGGGGUUACCAUACCAUUUUCACCCUCAAAAAAAAAAUGGUAAUGUAAAUCAACGAAUACUCGACCCGUCCAUGAGCCAGUCAGCUGAUGUCUCUUUUUAAUGGGUGAUGAAGGAAUGGUAACCCCGCCUGCGCUAUCGGUAUACACCGACGGGGCACCAGCGAGGGAUGAUAGAUGAUAAUGAAAAAGCAGGUCUGUUAGCUCAUCGUGAAGAAUAGGCCUGGAAUUCAGCACGAUGUUUUCCAGGGGGAACCACGUGGAGGUGGACCUGAUAGGGCAUUUUGCUAGCAAUGGGGCUGUCAAACACCAUUGCUAACAAUCCCUUUCGCCCCAGCCCGUCGAUGUUUGAGCGUAGUACAAACCAAACGUCGACCAAUCGAUUGGAUGUUACCAUUCGACUCUGAUUACAUACAGAGACAUGCUCCUGGGAUGACCACAACAACUUGGCCACGAUUUCAGGCAUUGGUCAUAUGGUUACCGAUCCGAUGUCUAUAUAUUGGGUUUCUCUGCACAUUGAUGAUGGAAAAACGGUCAUCACCCAUUCCGAUAUCGCCCAUAUCGGUCGGAUAUCUAUUUUCGAAUAUGUUGAAAGUCUGUUUUCCAAUAUUAAGUUUUUGGAUAGCACACUUUUAACAUAUUCGUCACUAGACCAGUACAUAGAUAUUGCCCACCUAUACUGUUUUUUUUUUGUCACAGAAAACCAUAGACUAAAGCAAUCGUGGAUUAUUCAAAGUCUGAAACCCAUAAACAAUGGUCUAAAUAUUAUGGUACUAACUCGGAAACGUCAUAUUUUCUACAUAUCCCAUAUAUUUAUUUAAAAAAAAAUUAAUAAACGUGUUUUGACUAUUAAAACCUUAUAUAUAUAAAUGUAAUUUAUCAUGUCUGCCCGUACCAGUAAAUGUUAAUACCGCAAUAGGCGAAAACAAGCUUUAAAAUUUAACCGUGUGCCGUUAACUCCAAAUAUUUGUAAAUAAUAAAAAACUAUACAUUGGACAGGAUUAUUUUCUGUAACGGAAUAGUAACGUACGAAGGGUACCAUGGGCGACACAGUAUACUCUGUUGCGUUCACUGUACUGGCCAUGUCUACGACGGUUACGACGAUCCGUCAGGCUGGACAUCAGUAUUUGCCAUCUUAACUGAGUAAAUCGUGGGGAAAAUCUAACUGAAAUAUACUUUUUUUUUAUGCAACCUAAAAUGGCAAACAAGCUGACGGCCCACCUGAUGGGAAGUCGUAACCGUCGCCUAUAGACACGAGCAGUACCGUGGACAUAACAGAGUAUACUGUUUCGUCCAUGAUACUCCCCCAUGCGUUGCCAUUCCUGAGGACUCAGGUGUUAUUCCUCUGUACCCUGUAAAUAAUUCUGGCCAAUAUAUAGGUCGUCUUGUAUUUUAAGUUAUAUAUAAACAUAUAAGACAUGUAAUCUCUGAAUUGAAUUAUUAAAUAACAUUUUAUAUAAUAUAAAUGGAUUUUUACCAAUUUUAUUUUAUUAUUGUGUCUCAAUGUAACAACUACCGGUUUAACUUAACAUAUAAUCAGAUCGAAAAAGUUGGACUAGUUUCGGGACCCAUUCGUGACCCUUAAUCAUGAGCGGCUGUUAUGCGAGCGCGUAUACGACUUGUGGGUGGCGACUACUCCUUUCUUCAUCCCCCAAAGUUAGUCGACCGCGUUUAAAUUCAUUAUACCAACGAUACACGGUUGCCUUAGAAGGGCCUUCAUCCAUGAAUACCAUUUGAAGUCUAUUAUACAAUUCGUCGGGUUUCAGGCGACAUUUCAAAUCGUAAAAAAUAAUAGCGCGAAAACGUUCUCGACGCAAAACCAUUUUUCAAUAUGACCCGGUAAUUUUAAUUAGCUCGCAAAAAAUGUGGCGGGAAAUUUUGAAUUCGGAACGUACCUAUUUUCACUUAUAAGUAAUCAUAUUUUUAAAUAAAUUAUAACCGGCCAGUCUCACGUACAUAAAAACUUUUUCUCGCAAUACUUUCUGAGUGACUUGGUAUUUUUUUUUUUUUUUACAAUUAGUAAUCGUUAUCGAACAGCAAACAUGUUGUAGGGAAUCACAACGCACUACUCUCAGAUAAUAGGUCCUGAUUUAUCAUACGAUAGUUCAGGACAUGCCAUCAAGUGUUCCAUCACGGAUUGAACGAAAUCUGAUAAAAAUCCAUUUAUAAUUUUAAUGA
This is a messenger RNA of Galleria mellonella (greater wax moth), 11467 nucleotides long. RefSeq names its product M-phase inducer phosphatase-like (gene Cdc25). Gene Ontology annotation, biological process: G2/M transition of mitotic cell cycle; protein dephosphorylation; positive regulation of G2/MI transition of meiotic cell cycle. Gene Ontology annotation, cellular component: cytoplasm; nucleus. Lineage: Eukaryota; Metazoa; Arthropoda; Insecta; Lepidoptera; Pyralidae. Bases 167 to 2206 code for a protein of 679 amino acids. The transcript is spliced from 6 exons. The record is from RefSeq and is a predicted model, not a curated record. Gene Ontology annotation, molecular function: protein tyrosine phosphatase activity.